GCAGGAGUUGCCAUUGUAAACAAGGAUUGAUUGUGGUGGCUGAGGUGGGCUCUUUUGUUGGGAAUUAUUUGCCAAAUUUGUGAUUUCUGCCAUGUUAUGUGUCUGUUGAGGCAGUUGAUAUAGACCGAAUAGCCCCCAAAGAUGAGUUAUAACAGAGGCCGAGGGUUUGGUUUUGGAGGCUUUUCAUUUGCCAGAAAACAAGAGGCAAUUCCACCGCCACCCAAUGCCACCCUUAGCAAGCAUGGCUAUCACACAAUGACAGCCAUUAGCCAAAAUGCAAUUUCUGGAGGAUGCGGCUAUGGCCAACCCCGCAAGAGACCAAGGGAUGAGGAUGAGUAUUUUGACGAUGAGGAUGAAAGCUUUGAGGGUGCAUAUCAGCCUGCCCCUGGCAGCCCAGGACCUCAGAGAAAGGAUUCCUCAGAUUCUGAUGAAGAUCCACUGGAUGCCUUCAUGGCUGGAAUUGAACAGGAGGUUAAAAGAACUAAAGGCAAAGGCGCAGGAGACAAAAAAGAAAUAAAAGGGGUCCGAGAUGACAUAGAUGAAGAGGAUGAUGAAGAAUCGUACUACAGAUACAUACAGGAGAACCCCAAUGCUGGAAGGCAACAAGAGGAUAGCGAAGAUGAGAUAGAAUAUGACGAAGAUGGAAAUCCUAUUGCUCCAAAGAAACCAAAGUAUAUAGAUCCACUGCCACCUAUUGACCACAGCACCAUCGAGUAUUCAGAAUUUACGAAAAACUUCUAUCAAGAGCAUGAGGAUAUUGCUGCUCUUUCACCCUCUCAGGUUCAUGAGCUGAGAAACAAGCUAGGGAUUAAGGUUACAGGUUUUGAUGCCCCUAAGCCAGUUACCAGUUUUGGUCACUUUGGCUUUGAUGAAGCCCUGAUGAAAGCCAUUCGUAAAUCCGAUUACACUCAACCUACUCCUAUUCAGUCCCAGUCAGUUCCAAUUGCAUUAAGUGGAAGAGAUGCUAUUGGCAUUGCAAAAACUGGCAGUGGUAAGACUGCAGCCUUUAUUUGGCCAAUGCUGGUACAUAUUAUGGAUCAGAGAGAGUUAGCACCAGAAGAAGGGCCAAUUGGUCUAAUUUUGGCACCCACCCGCGAGCUGGCACAGCAGAUUUAUACUGAGGCCCGAAGAUUUGGCAAAGUUUAUAACAUCCAGGUUGGUGGAGGCAGUGGAGGAGGUGUGGCAGUAGGCCCAGCUAGUCAAGCAUAUGGAGGGGGUGACCCUAGCAUGACAGGCCCUGCUACUAAUCGUCUUGCUGCUAUGAAAGCUGCAUUUCACUCACAGUACAAGAACCAGUUUACUGCUGCCAGUGCAGAUACAUCUUGGACAUUAGGUGAUGUUAAGACUGUUCAAAAUACACCACAACGAGAACGUAAGAGAAAGUCCAGAUGGGAUGAUUAAAUGUCAUGCUGCAAUUCUUUUAAUAAUUAACAUUUUAAUUUGUAGUUGUCAUUUUUAGAUAUAAGCAUCAUAGGUGAAAUCCAUCAUAAAAAUCUAAUAAAUUUGCAUUAACAUCACAAACUGACAUUUCAAUUUGCAAAUUCCUGCAGAUAACCCAGAAAUGGUAUAUUCUUUAAAAAACUGAAACCUGGUUAAAUUGAAAUGUAUGCACUUUGCGCUACUUCCAGGUAUUACAAGUAUGCGAAAGUUGGGAUGCUUAGGGCCUCACUUCUUUAGUCACAUGGAUGGAAAUGGGUCUUGAAAAGUCAGUCUGUGCUGUCAUGAUUACCGAGACAUUCAUUGUAAUGCUAAAAGUAUAUUGAUCAGUGAGAAAAUUUUUGUUAAUUCCAUCUCAAGAACCAGAUGAAUACUGAUAAUUGACAGCAACUUAAAAAAAAAAUUACAUGAAAACAAACACACAAAAACACACACAAAAAUAAACACACACACACAGAAAUAGAAGUAUGUCAACAGUGUUACUUGUGUAGUACAGUGAUACAGUUAUUUCCCUGCCACAUUAUAGUAAGGGUCCCUUGCUAGCCAUGAUGUCAUGAGACUCUUCACAUGUGAGCCUUGGCUACAGGCCUCCCUCUCACUUCCUCACUAGAUAUAGAAUGGUAGACAGGCGACUUGGUCUCCUCCUCUCAAGACUGUAUAAUAUAAAUAAACACACACACAUGUAUGUACAUAUAUAUUCUUCUUGCAACAAACUGCCAUAUUCCACCAAGGCAGGGUGGCCCAAAAUUUAGUAAUAUAUACUACAAGAGAAGGGGUUACUAGCCCCUUGCUCCCAGCAUUUUACUUGCUUCUUACGACACGCAUGGCUUACAGAGGAAGAAUUCUGUUUCACUUCUCUGUGGAAUAUAUGUACAGUAUUUAUAUAUACAGUGGAACCUUGGUAAUCAAACAGGCCUGUACUCGAACAAUUUGGUACUCAAACGCUUUGUUCGGUAAAAAAAAUCGCUCGGUAGUCGACCGUUUGCUCGGCCCUCUACCAAACAAACAAGACCUGCCAGAGCAUGUGUGUCAGUCUCCUCGCAGCUGUCGUUCAGUCCAGAACUCCGCUGAACUUCAUUGUAAACUAUUUCAUGUUUCUUAGCAUUUUUGGGUGAUUUUUUAUAUUGUAUAAAUAAGUCACCAUGGGGCCUAAGAAGAUUAGUGAUAAGUCAACAACAAAGAAAAUUGGUUAGAAUGUGGUUGCCCUGAUGUAAACACUUCCUCUUCCUCUCUAUAUAAUAUGCCUUUUAUUAAUUUUGGCAUCUUUAUUGUGCUUCCAGAUUAUCUAUUGUGUUUCUGAUAUCAUCUUGGAAUAAAUGUGAUAGAUAACCAUUAUUACUAAUAUUAGUGUCAUUACACAACAAUGUAUUAGCACCACCGCUAGUAUCUGGCUAUCAAGAUGACUCAUCAGAUACUGAAUGCUCCUUCUGCUGGCCCCUCCCUCUCUCUCCUAUGGCUCCUCCCACUUCGGGCUACUCUUAUAUUACACUUGCUUUCCAUUUUGAAUUUUUAUUCACACCAAAAAUAGAAGAUUUACUGUUAUGCAGACUACUGCAUUUUUGAAAAUGGUAUAAAUAAUAUCAUCACAUUUGUGAAAGCAUAUUAGACCCACCAGUUGACGUGUAUUGGACGUGUGACAUGAUUUGUUUACUCUUGAACAUCAGCAAAAAUCAAACAUUACUGCUACUUUGAGCUCAAUUUCAAGGUACUUUUAGCCUGUAAAUCAUUCACAAUCAUCUCUAUUAUUGUAAUAUAUCUUUCAUUCUAUCAAAUGAGACCAAGAAAACGAGAAUACAAUCGUAAAUACCAUACGAAAAUACACAAAGUCGCUGUAAGUUUAUUUUUGGGGGUCUGAAAUGGAUUAAUAAUUUACAUUAUUCCUUAUGGGAAAAAUUUGUUCGGUACUCGAACAGCCUUCCGGAAUGAAUUAAGUUUGAGUGCCAAGGUUCCACUGUAUGUCUUCUUUCAACAAACUGGCCGUUUCCCACCUAGGCAGGGUGGCCCAAAAAGAAAAAACAAAAGUUUCUCUUUUUAACUUUAGUAAUGUAUACCGGAGAAAAGGUUACUAGCCCCUUGCUCCUGGCAUGUUAGUCCCCUCUUACGACACGCAUGGCUUAUGGAGGAAGAAUUCUGUUCCACUUUCCCAUGGAGAUAAGAGGAAAUAAACAACUAGAACUAGUAAGAAAAUGGAAGAAAACCCAGAGAGGUGUGUAUACAUAUGCUUGUACAUGCAUGUGUAGUGUGACCUAAGUGUAAGUAGAAGUAGCAAGAUGCACCUGAAAUCUUGCAUGUUUAUGAGACAGAAAAAAGACACCAGCAAUCCUACCAUCAUGUAAAACAAUUACAGGCUUUCAUUGUACACUCACUUGGCAGGAUGGUAGUACCUCCCUGGGCAGUUGCUCUCUACCAGCCUACUACCUUCAUGUAUUUCUAUAUACUAUAUAUAUAUUUAUUUAUUUAUUUAUAUAUACCUGUAAUUGUUUUACAUAAUGGUAGGAUUGAUGGUGUCUUUUUUCUGUCUCAUAAACAUGCAAGAUUUCAGGUACAUCCUGUUACUUCUAUUUACAUUUAGGUCACACUACACAUGUAUGUACAAGCAUAUAUAUACACAUACCCCUCUGGGUUUUCUUCUAUUUCGUUACUAGUUCUAUUUCUUGUUCAUUUCCACUUUUCUCCAUGGGGAUGUGGAAAAGAAUUCUUCCUCUGUGAGUCAUGUGUGUUGUAAGAGGUGACUUAAAUGCCAGGUGCAAGGAGCUAGUAACCCCUUCUCCUGUAUAUAUUACUAAGUGUAAAAGGAGAAACUUUUGUUUUUCUUUUUGGGCCACACCACCUAGGUGGGAUUUGGCCGGUUUGUUGAAAGAAAAAAAGUACAGUGGACCCCCGCAUAGCGAUAUUAAUCCGUGCAAGAGAGCUCAUUGUUAUGCGAAAUUAUCGUUAUGCGAAUGAAUUUUCCCCAUAAGAAAUAAUGGAAAUCAAAUUAAUCCGUGCAAGACACCCAAAAGUAUGAAAAAAAAUUUUUACCACAUGAAAUAUACAUUUUCCUACACACAAAGAGAAGGAUACAUGCACAAUAGUAGAGUAGUACAUGCACAAUAUAUAUUGUGCAUGUACUACUCUACUAAAUGAAGAAUAAAUGACACCUUUAUUGAAGAUGCAGCAAUGACUGAUGAGACACUGUGUCCUGGGAGUGCCUUUUCCUCCUGAGUACUGUAGGUCCUGUUUGGCAUUUUCUUCCAGAACAGGCCUUAUCACACUGUGUAUGCCACUACGAUUCUUAAAUCUCCCAAACCAACCUUUGCUGGCUUUAAAUUCACCAAUAUGAGCGCUAGUUCUAGGCAUUUUUCCCUGUUCACCUGGGUGUUAGUCGACUGGUGUGGGUUGCAUCCUGGGAAACAAGAUUAAGGACCCCAAUGGAAAUAAGUUAGACAGUCUUCGAUGACACUGACUUUUUUGGGUUAUCCUGGGUGGCAAAUCCUCUGGGGUUAAUUGUUUCUUGGUAUUCUCAAUAAGCCACACCAGCAACUGUGCUACAGCAGCAGCAGCAGCAGCUGACAGUGCUAUAGCAGCAGCAGACGAUGCUACAGCAGCAGCAGACGAUGCUACAGCAGCAGCAGAUGGUACUACAGCAGCAGCUGACGGUGGUACAGCAGCAGCAGCAGCUGACAGUGCUACAGCAGCAGCAGACGAUGCUACAGCAGCAGCAGACGAUGCUACAGCAGCAGCAGACGAUGCUACAGCAGCAGCAGACGAUGCUACAGCAGCAGCAGACGGUACUACAGCAGCAGCAGACGGUACUACAGCAGCAGCAGCAGCAGCUGACGGUGGUACAACAGCAGCAGCAGCUGAUGGUGCUACAGCAGCAGCAGCAGCUGACAGUGCAGCAGCAGCAGCAGCAGCUGACGGUGGUACAGCAGCAGCAGCAGCUGUACCACCAAUAGUAGCGAUGGUUGAUUGGGGUUUAUUAUACAACCUGGCCAGCUCGGAGAUACGCACUCCACUUUCAUACUUAUCAAUGAUCUUUUUCUUCAUCUCUAUAGUAAUUCUUACCCUUAUUGCUGUAGGGUUGGCACUAGAAGCUUUCUUGGGGCCCAUGGUCACUUAUUUUGCAGAUAAAAUCACCAAAAACACUGUAAUAAUACGAAAUGUUCCGAUCAUAUGCUUGGAUGUUACCGCGGAGGCUGGCUGGUAAACAAUGCCACUGGCGGAACAUGUGAGCAUGGCUCAGGCCGCACAUAGACGCGUCUCGGACGAACAGCAUUGAGCGGGUUUUUUAGCGGUAUGCAAGGCAAAAUCUUAGCGAUAAAAUGUAGCUGUAUGCGGAUUUAACGUUAUGUAAGGCCAACGGUAUGCGGGGGUCCACUGUAUAUAUGUAUAUACAUAUAUAUAUAUUUUAACAUGUCGGCCAUUUCCUACUGAGGCAGGGUGACCCAAAAAGAAAGAAUAUUUUUACACAAACACACAUACACACAGCAAUAUAUAUUUGUUAUCUGAGAUAAUAUUCAGAUAAAAGUGGUAUUAAGAAGUUGCUAACACUAGAAGUAUUAAUGAAUAAUGAUAAAAUUAAUGUAGUAGACCUACUUGAGAGAUGACAAAGGAUAGGUGGUGGCAUGAAAUUCUAGCAACAUAACAAAUUAAGACGUACCCAAAAUUAUGUAUAUACAUUAUAUAUAUAUAUUCUACAGCUGUACUGUAUUUCAUUGUUCUAGAUAAAGUUUUAUGAGUGGUUUAAUACUGGACUGUUUCAGAUAUACUGUUGCUUAUCAUAACUUCAUGUCAGUGAAUACGUAUGUACUUUCUUAUAGAAAUCAUCUGUGAUGUGUAUAGGAGUAUUAUACAUAUAAACCAGAAUUUCCCCAA
Cherax quadricarinatus is the source of this 6294-nucleotide messenger RNA. The record is from RefSeq and is a predicted model, not a curated record. Lineage: Eukaryota; Metazoa; Arthropoda; Malacostraca; Decapoda; Parastacidae.